This is a messenger RNA of Papilio polytes (common Mormon), 1287 nucleotides long. It is a transcript of the gene ppk9, whose product is annotated as sodium channel protein Nach. Gene Ontology annotation, biological process: sodium ion transmembrane transport. Gene Ontology annotation, cellular component: membrane. NCBI's taxonomy places the organism in Eukaryota, Metazoa, Arthropoda, Insecta, Lepidoptera, Papilionidae. The coding region runs from base 1 to 1287 and encodes 428 amino acids. Gene Ontology annotation, molecular function: ligand-gated sodium channel activity. The record is from RefSeq and is a predicted model, not a curated record. The transcript is spliced from 10 exons.
AUGACACUUCGGAAAUUAUUAGACUUUACAGCGGCUUUGCUCCUCUCAGGCUCCGAGGCUCGGAGUUUUCUAUGGUUAUCAGUUGUUUGUCUGUCCUUAUUCGGCGCGAUGUAUCUCUCACAGACGACAUGGAUGCGGUACCAAUCCUCGCCUACCGUUGUCUCUAUGGAGCGGGACAUGUUUGCCUGGAACACCACAUUCCCAGCCAUCACCAUAUGCACCGGAAAUAAGGUCGAUGAAGGCAAACUUGACAAUUAUAUUAGAAAUUCAGAGGAGACUGACAAAUCAAUGUUGAGAGAAUUCAUCAAAGCACUGGCGAAUGCGUCGUUUCAAUCAUUCGAUUCGCUGCCGCGCUACCGAGCGGUACCUGCUGACCACUACAUGCGCCUGAUCCUCGAUAUUGCCCCGGACUUUAAGCCGGACAUCAACAUUGGCGCCGCUGGCGUCAGCCUCGGCCUCGAACCUACCAUCACCGAGAUGGGUCUUUGUUAUUCUUUCAAUUCUAAAGUUGCUAUCUACAAUUCACCCAAGUACAGAGCUGCUGAUAGGUGGAAUCUCGUGAAAAAUGAGAACGAAACGUUUUUCAUUCAUCCCCUUGAUGGAGAGGUUUUCGCUCAGCUCAUUAACAUCUCGGCUUCCUACAAUGUGUACAUCCAUGGUCCACACGAAGUGCCAGAUAUUUCAACUAAAUAUCAAAAAUCAUCGAAAAAUUUCUAUAUGAAGAUUUAUGUGACUGCUGUGACCGUUUACACGUCAUCGGAAGCGGCUAAAUUAAGAAUUGUACAACGACGCUGUAGAUUUCCCCACGAGAACAAUCUAAAGCACAAUGCCAUCUACACGUACACCUUGUGCCGAAUGGAGUGUCGUAUAAAACUCUGCCUCGAGUAUUGUGGCUGUGUACCACAUUUCUACAGAAGAAUCCGCGAUGAGACAACUUGUGAUAUUGAUGGCUUGCAUUGUUUGGCAAAUUACAAAGAUAUACUGUACAAACUUCGUGAUGAUUCCGGUAGAAAAGUGAGCUGUGAGUGUUACCCGAUCUGCGACGACAUCAACUAUGUCAUACAAACAAAUACACGUCAAGAGUGGUUCUUGGGUACCAACUUGCAGUGGGGUAUCGUCACUUACCCGCGCAUGAGGUACCGACGAGACAUCAUCUUUGGAUUUACUGAUGUACUUGUGGCGGUGGGCGGUAUGGCGGGCCUGUUCUUGGGCUGCAGCGUACUUAGCUUUACGGAGAUCGUGUACUUUCUUAGCUUGCGCUUGUACUGGUACUGCAGGGGUCGUUAA